Messenger RNA from Corticium candelabrum, 978 nucleotides. RefSeq names its product tigger transposable element-derived protein 4-like. Gene Ontology annotation, molecular function: DNA binding. Gene Ontology annotation, cellular component: nucleus. The record is from RefSeq and is a predicted model, not a curated record. The transcript has 3 exons. The coding region runs from base 1 to 978 and encodes 325 amino acids. Lineage: Eukaryota; Metazoa; Porifera; Homoscleromorpha; Homosclerophorida; Plakinidae.
AUGCCUCGUGCUGUGGCAGCUGCUCACACCACUCCAGCUAACGCUCUUGGUGGUCACUGGACAAGCAACAACAAAGGGUGGAUGACAGAGACUGUCUUCUGCGAUUGGCUGCUUGAGUUCAAUCGGCUGUUUCGCCGCAAAGGCAAGAAAGUUCUUUUUUGCCUUGAUCAUGUCAAUGUUGUGUUUCUCCCUCCCAACACGACCAGCAUUAUUCAGCCAUGCGAUGCUGGCAUUAUUAACGCAUUCAAGCUGAACUAUCGCCGCUUGAUGCUGAGGAAAGUUGGCGGGCUAGUUGAUAAUCCCACCAUUGAAAAGCUGGACACCAAGGCCCUGAAAAAGAACAUCAACAUGCUCCACUGCCUCCAGUAUGCAAAAGAUGCUUGGCAGUCUGUGACAGCGACCACUGUUCAGAAUUGCUGGAGAAAGGCUGGGUUCUCUGCUGACAUGCAAGCCACUGAGGACAACACUGUCCCUGAAGUCCAGUCUGAGCUUGCCCAGGACAUCCAAGAGCUUUCAGAACUUGACAAGGAUGCACCCGUCUACAUGCAGCCAUCUGAAAACGCAGAGCAAAUUGUGCAGGUGAUUGCCGAGGAGUUGACCAGCAACGAAGCUGAAGCUGAAUCUGAGGAUGAUGAUGACGAGGGCGGUGCCAGUCCCACUGCAGCUGUCCAACCAUCCACAUUGGAAUUGUUCCAGGCUUUGGAUGCAUUGCGUUGUGGUCUGAAUGCUGGAAAAGCUGACGAUCGCCUUCACCACCAUGUUGCGGAGAUUGAGAACUUCCUCCUGUCUAAGAAGGCUUCAAGAGCACAGCAAACACCGCUCACUCAAUUCUUCUCAAAUCAAUCACAAUCAAAACCGCCUCCCAAUGUGGAUUGGAUUUCUGAUCACGAUCCGAUUGCAAUCCAGUUGCAAGUGUGGACAGCGUUGCAGUCAGAUCACGAUCCAGUUGCCAGUGUGGACAGGUCUUUACAGCGGUGA